CUCAUCAGUCUACUCGUACUCAUCCUCGCCUCUUAGACACCACCAUCAUUCAUGACCUUCUGUCUGCUUGCCCACGUGGUACGGCACAAGAUACUCCAUCUUCUUCCAGGUCGUUGGAUUGAUGCCUAACAGACUUGUAACGGCGCCUCGCUGACCAUGAAAUUAGCGAAUCCAAUGCGCAAUUGAUAACCUCUGAAUCCGUUGUCCACCAUGGACGCUAUUCAGAAAGAGCACGAUAAGAUUCGGAACAAUAGCCAGCAGUCAAAGACCCUACAAAAUGUCGACGACAUCAUCCAACAACUUCAGAGAGCGCGUGACGCCAUCGCCGAAGACCCCAAUGCAAGACAGAUCACCCUCGCGAAACUGCAGAACCCGGUCAAGGCCUCCUUCGAUAGCAUAUUCACCGGUUUAAAGGAUACACAUGGACUCCACAACAAGUAUACUCGUGCUUUGGAUAAGGUGUUCAAGGAAAAAGUGCCCAGCAGCGACAUUGAUGCCCUCUCGUCCCAUCCCACAUUGAUUAAACGAUCCAUAUAUCUACACCUACUCCGCGAGGGACUUUUCGACGUGGCCUCAACUCUCCAUGCCGAAGCACUCGAGCAGCAGGAAGCUGCAGCCAACCUGGGCUUGGAUGUGUCUAUGGAACAUCCCCUUGGCCUUGACAAGAGCUCGGAAGAGAAUAUGCAGGAGCAGUUCUCCAACAUGUACCAUAUUGUCAAAGAGUUGAAGGAGCACCACAAUUUGCACCCGGCUAUUCAAUGGGCACGAUCGAAUGCUGCACUGCUUGAAGCACGAGGAAGCAAUCUAGAGUUUGAACUCUGCAGGUUGUACUUUGUCAGUCUCUUCCUAGAACGGCAGGACGAAGAUCCGCACGGAAUCGCUGGACCAAUGCGUGCUCUGCAGUAUGCUCAAACCGAAUUUCAGUCAUUCCGUGGUCGCUACCUUGUGGAAAUUCAACAGUUGAUGGGCGCCAUACCUUUCUACUCAAACCUUGAGGAAUCCCCCUACCAACUCAGAUUUGAUAACUCGACAGCUUGGGACGAAGUUGCCACUUCCUUCACACGAGAAUUCUGCUCCCUUUUAGAACUCUCAGCAGACUCGCCGCUCUACGUCGCGGCAACAGCAGGAGCUAUCGCUCUCCCAACUUUAAUGAAGCUGCAAACGAUACAAAAGCAGAAACGGACGGAAUGGACUUCGCAGAACGAAUUACCAGUCGAGACUCCACUGCCACCCUCUUAUCAAUUCCAUUCGAUAUUCGUUUGUCCUGUAUCCAAAGAGCAAACAACUGAUCAGAAUCCGCCGAUGAUGCUGCCUUGCUGCCACGUUAUCGCAAAGGAGUCUCUACAGAAGCUGAGCAAGGGUAUCAAGCUCAAAUGCCCUUAUUGUCCAAUAGAGAGUCAUCCUAAGGAGGCACGCAGAGUAUUCUUGUAAGGAGCCGGACACAAGCCAGCCCUUGUUUAGGAACAUUUAUCUUGUUUACGGCGUCAGGAGGAUGGAGUAUGGGGGUAUGCGAAUCGGGUAUCAUAGAUUCACCAUGACCAUUGGUUCGGUAUAUAGUUGAACACAGACAGUAACUAGCACAGGGACUGGAGUACAAUCACAAUCACAAUUUUUCUUCCUGUCAAA
Exophiala oligosperma is the source of this 1626-nucleotide messenger RNA. RefSeq lists its product as uncharacterized. The coding region runs from base 211 to 1431 and encodes 406 amino acids. The transcript has a single exon. Gene Ontology annotation, cellular component: cytoplasm; GID complex; nucleus. NCBI's taxonomy places the organism in Eukaryota, Fungi, Ascomycota, Eurotiomycetes, Chaetothyriales, Herpotrichiellaceae. The record is from RefSeq and is a predicted model, not a curated record. Gene Ontology annotation, molecular function: protein binding; ubiquitin protein ligase activity. Gene Ontology annotation, biological process: proteasome-mediated ubiquitin-dependent protein catabolic process.